AUUGACAAAGUAAAAAAAAAAAAAAAAAUCAAAGUUAGCAAAACCCAGAAAAUUACGAGAAAAGAAACGUUGCUCUCUUUCUCUUUCUCUAGCUCUCGCUGUCUCAAUCUGUUUCCAAAAAAAAGCUUCGCUGAGGACAAAGCAAAGGGUUUUGUGAAGAGAGAGAUAAAAGUACAAAAUUUUAACCUAAACAAGAAAAAAAACACCCCCUAAUCUGCAAAGAGAGGGAAAAGCUCAAAGGCUUAAAACAGAAAGAGAGAAAAUUUUUCUCUUUAGAGAGAAAAAAGUUUGGUGUCAUCUACCUAUCGGAGCUGAGCUUUGGAGCUAGGGUUUCAUCUUUCCUCUUUUUGAAACUCCUUUUCUGAUGAAGGUUUGUUCUUGGACUUCGCCUUGAAGCUUUACUCCUGUUUUAGAUGGCACAAAAAUUUUUAUCAGGUUAUAAUGUCUUCUGUACUUGGUGGUUUUGCAACUGAAGCACCAUGACGCUGGAAGAUUUUUUUACAUUGACUGAGAUGAAAGACGGGCUGACAUCCCCUUCUCGAGUUGAGGAGCUACUAACUGUAAUGAAGAAAGAGAAAGAUGUUGUUGGAAAGAAUGUUAGUGAUGUGACCAGGCAGUGGACUGCUGUUGCAAGUACAAUUGCUGCGACUGAGAAUAAGGAUUGUCUCGAUCUUUUUGUUCAACUAGAUGGACUCUGUUUCCUUGAUGGAUGGCUUAAGGAUGCUCAAGAUUGCGGUAAUGAGUCUAGUGGCAAUUUUGUGGAAGAAUCAAUUACUGCACUCUUACGAGCUCUUGAAAAGUUGCAUAGAAAUAAUGAGAGGUCUAUUUCUUCUGAGAUCCGGAUUACAGUGAAGAAUCUUCUUGGCCACAAUAGCCCUCGAGUUCAGGACGGAGCUAGAUUGCUCUUUGACAACUUGAAACAGGAUAAGGUUGCCGAUGGUGAUAUUGAUACUGGUGGACAUGACUACGGGAUUUCAGACAGUGCAAAAGUUACUAUAGAAAACAGCGGGCCAGAAUCUUCUGUCAGAGGUGGUCCUUCUGGAGCAAAUGCCCAUGAAGAAAUUGAUGGAACAGAUGCUGCAAAAGUUGAGAACCUUCCUUCAAACCUAGAUGGUGUUCAGUCAGAAAGUGAUAAAGAUUUUCACAUUGAAAGUACUAAUGAUCAGCUCGAGUCUAACAUAAACUCAGAUCACGCAAACCUGGAAAACAGAUCUCAAAGUCAUAUGGCUUCCUCUUUCAUGCCUAAUCCCAUUCAAGAGAAGUCAUCUAUGAAGGAAGAGCCACUGGCAACUACUGUGGAAGAAACUGCUUCUGUUGAGGUCUGCAGUUUGCCAGAAUCAAAGCAAGAACAUGUUGAAGUUUCAGAUGCUCAGAAGUUGAAUGGGUUACCAAUUGAUGAAAACCAGAAGUUGGAUAUGACAGUUUCUUCCUCUAGUACUUCAGAACAUGUUCUAGUGUCUUCUGGUGUUCUUGUUCGAAGUGCUCAGGAGGCUAUAGCAGAACCAAAUUUGCAAAAUGAGUCUGAAGCCAAUAAAAGUGAUGUCCUAAAAUUUGUUGCUAUUGGUGAUGAUAAGGCCCCUGUGUCUGAGCCAAAGAAGGCAAUGGAUGAUAGUGGAGUUAUGAAUCAUUUGGGCAAUGGUUCACAGCAGUUCAAGACCACAGGCAAAGGUAGUGAGCCUCAUUUGGGCAAGUGGAGCUCCUCUGAAAAUGAGUUUAAAUAUAGAAAGCCUGGGAAUCUGGACACUAUCUUUUCCAGGACGGAACUCACUGGAGCAGCAGAUGAAGGUAAGGAGAAUUAUGGCAUGGAGGAUUCGAGGCGUGGUGCCAAUUAUGUUAGUCCUGAUGUGAUCAAUAGGAGAAUGUCUGAUAUGGAGCUUGAGUAUGGCAUAGUUGAUGCUCUGGAAGUUGCCCGACAAGUUGCUCAAGAAGUGGAACGAGAAGUAGUAGAUGACAGAGAGGCUUCAUGCAGCUCUUCAGAGAAGAUUUCAGGAGGUGGAAUUGAGCAACCUAGUACCCCAGACUCCUUAAAUGCAAAGCAAGACCUACCUGCUCAGGUUAUACCAAGUGGGGUGUCUACUGGACACAAUCAAUCUACUGAAGCAUAUAAUGAGGGGGAGGGGUGCAUGGUUAGUUCAGAUAAUGCAGACAAUGAAAAGGAAAAUGGUUUGCAUCACAUGGAGUCCUCUCAGGUGACUGUGGCUCAAGAACCUGAACCUAACACUAAAUGCCUAUGUGAGUUUGACCUGAACCAGGAAAUCUGUUCUGAUGAUGUAGAACAAACAGUCAAUUCCAUCUCCACCCCCGUUUCAGUGGUUUCUGCUUCAAGGGCAGCAGCUGCUCUUGGCUUUCCUGUAGCUCCUCUACAGUUUGAGGGGGCUCUCGGAUGGAAAGGAUCUGCCGCCACAAGUGCUUUUCGCCCAGCAUCAGCUUGUCGAAAUUCUGAUGGUGAAAAAACUCUCUCUCUUGGGGGAACAAGCAGUAGCACAAAACAGAGGAUGGAUUGCAUUGAUUUUGAUCUUAAUGUUGCUGAAGCUGGUGAUGAAAAAGGUGCUGAACUAAUGUCAGGCAAACAGGUUACAGCCUUGUCAAGCCUCAAUUCCAUAGAGUCUUCACUUGAAGUGAGUCCAAGAAAAUCCAAGAGACUUAAACUGGAUUUAAACUGUAUCAACGAUGAUGUUGAUGCUUCAUCAUUAGACUCAAAAGUAGAGGGACGGUUCUUGUACAACAUGAAUGGGCACCAUAACCCAUCACCUGCUCUGUCAUCAUCAUCAAUGCAACCUUCUAUGAGGAACAUUGACUUGAAUGACAGACCAUACAGUCACAAUGAUGCCUCAGAACAAAGGCCUUAUCAUGGUAUAUGUUCCCAAAAUGUUAAUGCAUAUGGUGGAGGGCCUAAACCAAAUGAUCCUGUUAUUUCUCUGAUGGGAACAAGAGUGGAAGUCAAUAGGAAGGAUUCCAUUCCUCAGGUUGUAUCCUUGCUACAUGGCAAGGCCUUUGAGCCUGCAAGAGAUGCAAACAUCACAAGGACAGGAGGUUUUCUGGGGUUAAGUCCCAAUAUGCCAUAUUCACAUUCUCCUGCAUUCAGUUAUAAUGGAGUGGCUAUGGCACCAACUAUUUCCUUCUCUUCUGCCAUUUAUGGGGCUAGUGGUUCAAUCCCGUAUAUGGUUGAUUCAAGAGAUUCAAGAGCAACUGUUGUGCCUCAAACAAUGGGCUCUACAUAUGCCGUUCCUCCAGCAUACACUCAACCACAGUUCAUUAUGGGCACGAACAACCCAAAUGUUGGUUUAAAUGGUUUGGUCCCCUCACGACCAAAUUUCGAUUUAAAUUCUGGUUUAGCAAUUGAGGGAGGAAAUAGAGAUUUCAUGAGUUUAAGGCAGCCUUUCAUGCCUGUCGAGCAUUUGAGUGUGAAUACUCAACCCUCCUCUAGUUCCGGAGUUGGUGCAAAAAGGGAAGGAACCAGAUAGUCGUUGGGAGCCAGCCAAAAGCAAAUCAACUACAGAGAGCAGCAAUUUCCAUGGAACUAGCAAGGUCAUAUUUAUGCUGCCCCUUCUCUUGGGAUGAGUUAUGUCCAAGCUAAUUGAUGCUUGCUUUGCAAGGAUACCUGGAAAAUCAAAGAACCCAUUGGCUUCGUAGGAGGGGAGUUUGAACUGAGUUAAAUAGGGAAUCAGGAAUGUAAUGUAAUUCAUAAGAUUGAUUGCUGAAGGGAAGGAAAAUAGGUUUUAAUUGUUCUAGUUUUACCUUACCGUCUUGUUUUCUUUUUUCUGUUCCAUUGAAGGCCAUUGCAACCACACAAGGCUAGGUUCAUUGUAGUUGUAACAUAUUUUCCAUGAUGCAACACAAAGGUCCAGAAAACUAAACACUACCAUUUUCUCUCCUUUUGGCAACAACAGUUUAUACGUGAAUGAUCUUAGUUUUUAAAA
Messenger RNA from Gossypium raimondii (Peruvian cotton), 3920 nucleotides. RefSeq lists its product as uncharacterized. Lineage: Eukaryota; Viridiplantae; Streptophyta; Magnoliopsida; Malvales; Malvaceae. The coding region runs from base 480 to 3464 and encodes 994 amino acids. The record is from RefSeq and is a predicted model, not a curated record. The transcript is spliced from 2 exons.